CUACAUUGUUCAGGAAUUCAAAACAAGGUUAGCACUGGUCCCCAAUAUGUUUGCUCCGUAUGCCAUCGACAAUUGUUUAAACAACAAGUCAUACAAUGUAAAAAAGACACAUAUGGAAAAAAAGGCAAUGCUACAGCUUCAUUAGCCAGUAAAUGCAUUACUGAAACAUACCUUCACAAAUGCGAAAGCGCCUGUGUAAAACACUGCACAGAUCCUAAUAGUACACUGUGGAUUUGCUACACAUGUCACAGAAAACUUCUUGAUGGAAGAAUGCCUCCGGAAAGUGUUGCUAAUAAUUUGGUUUUGAGUCCUAUUCCACCACAGCUGAAGAACUUAAAUUCGCUUGAACAACAUUUGAUUGCAAUAAACAUUCCUUUUAUGAAGAUGCUUGCUUUACCAAAGGGAGGACAAAAUGGUGUUCAUGGACCUGUCACGUGUGUACCAUCUAAUGUCCCUCAGAUUGCAAGUGUACUUCCAAGACCAGAGCAUGAUGAUUUCAUGAUCCGUGUGAAAUUAAAGAGAAAGUUAACAUACAAAGGCCACUAUGAAUAUCAAUAUGUAAACAGUGCUGCUAUUCAUAAAGCUUUCUCAUAUUUGAAACAACAUAACCCAUGGUAUAAAGAUAUUACUUUCAACAACGAAUGGAUUAAUCCACUGAACAAAAUUGAACAACCCAAUGAAAAUGAUGACAUACAUCACCGCACGUGUGAACCUCUGUCUUUUGACAAUGAAACCUGUGUUGAGAUUAAUCCAGAAAACGCUAAUGAUGAAGCAUCCACUGAAACGACACCAGAUGAUGAACACAUUGAUGCAUCAAUACAUGAUACACAGCAACAUGGAAUGUUCAACGAUACAUGUUUACAACCUGUCGAUAUUGUCCAAGAGGUGAUGGAUCAGCACUUUGAUGGCAUUUUGUCUUUGGCCCCAGCACAAGACAACAACCCAGUCAGAUUAUUAACCAAUGAAGGCAAUGAAGCAAAAUGCUUUCCUGUUCUUUUCCCCAAAGGUACUGGUACUUUUAAUGAUACUAGGGAAGAAAAGUUAACCAUAUGUAGAUAUUUCAAUAACCGGAUACUCAAUGCAGAUGGAAGAUUUUCAAAGAACCUGGACUACAUUUUUUAUGCACAAUAUUUAUCUGAGAUUAACCAAGUGGUCUCAAAUGUAUCUAUUGCACUAAGAAAAGGAUAUGACUCUGGCAGAAAAAUUACAUCAGACAUGCUAAUGAACAAAGAUUCACUUCAAAGAAUUCUCCAUUUUGACGAGGGAUACAAAUUCAUGAAACCUAUCAGAGGCACACCUGCUUUCUGGCAAAGUGUUCAGAAAGAUCUUGCUAUGGUUAGACAGCUUGGAAUCCCAACAUGGUUUUGUUCCUUUUCUUCAGCUGACAUGCGAUGGAAAGAGACAUUGCAAAUUUUCCUCCAGCUAGAAGGCAAACAUAUAAAUGCUGAUGAUCUGGACUGGUCAGAGAGAUGUGAUCUCUUGAGAAAGAAUCCCGUAACAGCUGCCAGAAUGUUUGAUUAUCGCUUUCAUUGUUUCCUUAAAGAUGUCAUCAUGUCACCAGCUCAACCAAUUGGAAAAAUUGUUGACUACUUUUACAGAGUGGAAUUUCAACAACGAGGUUCAUCUCAUACUCAUUGUCUAUUCUGGGUUGAAAAUGCACCUCAAGUUGAUAAAGCUGAUGAUGCUGAUGUUGUAGCAUUUAUUGAUCAAUAUGUGACAUGUGAAAUGCCACCUCUUGAUGAUAAGGAAAUGCACGACAUUGUCUCUACUGUGCAACAGCACAGAAAAAGGCAUUCAAAGAGCUGCAGAAAAAACAAAACUAUCUGUCGCUUUAACUUCCCGUGGCCACCAUCAAAAAACACUUUCAUCACAAGGAAUAAAAUAUCUGAAGAAGAAAUGCACCACAAUAGUGAGCCUAACGAAAAACAACCUCAACAACAAACCAAUCAUCCAAGGCUUUCAAUGGAACUUGCAGGACAGAUUAUGGAGAGAGUACGGCAAGUAGUCAUGAACACUGACAUAUCUUUUGACUCUGCAGAUUCCCUCUUUUCAUCUAUUGGUAUAUCCCAGGAGCUGUUUGAAGCUGCAUACAUACGCAUGACAAAAAAAACUAAUGUUGUUUUACAGAGAAAACCAUCUGAUGUUUGGGUUAAUCAGUAUAACACACAACUUCUCCGAUGCUGGAAUGCAAAUAUGGAUAUUCAGUAUGUUGUUGACGCCUACUCUUGCAUUGUGUAUAUAAUAUCUUACAUAUCUAAGCAAGAGAGAGAAAUGGGAUUAUUGCUACAACAAGCCCAAAAAGAGGCCUCAAAUAACAUUGAUGCUAAACUUGCCUUGCGGAAACUUGUCAGUGUUUAUCUUCAUAACCGAGAAGUAUCUGCACAAGAGAGUAUAUACCGACUAACCAAUAUGAGACUUAAAGAGGGAUCAAGAAAGGUUCAGUUCAUUCCAACUGGUCAACAUCCCAUCAAAAUGAGUCUUCCGCUUCAUCUUCUUCAGAAAAGACUCAACACUGAAAAUGACAGCAUAUGGAUGAACAGCAUCACAGACAAAUACAAAGGAAGACCAAAAACAGAAGCAUUUCCUGAAAUGUGUUUGGCAACCUUUGCAUCACAGUACAGAAUUCUGUCAAAAUCAGACAAGUCAUCACCUAACAGCAUAAAACUGGAUCAGGACUUAGGAUUUGUGAUGAAGAGGACACGCACAGAUGCUGCUGUUGUGCGUUAUGCCCGCUUCUCACGCACAAAAAAUCCUGAGAAAUAUUACCACAGUAUUCUACAGUUAUUCCUUCCUCAUUACAAUGAUUCUGAGUUGAAACCACCAAACUUCAACACAUUUGAGGACUUCUAUCACACAGGCUUUGUCCAAAUCAUCAACAGUGAACUUAAGGCUGUGAAAUUCCUGAUUGACACAAUCAAAAAACUCUUUGAAAAAGAAGCUGACGAAAUUGACAAGGCUCAAGAACAUCUAAACAGAGAUGGACCACCAGAAGAUGCAUGGUCGCUAAUUUGCCCAGAAUCAGAAUUACAACGUCUACAGUGUCUGGAAGCAAUAACCAGUCAUGUACAAACACAGAGGGAAACUGAUGAAAUCCUUCCUGAUCUGCAGCCAGAUAAAAGCAACACUUUCACUAUCGAACCUAGGUUCUGUGGGUUGCAAAAGGACACUGCAAUGUGUCUCCUACGGUCACUAAAUGAAAAACAGCUGCAAUUAUUUUACAAGAUUCGGCACUGGUGUUUACAAAAACUCAACAACGAAAACCCAGAUCCUUUUUAUGUAUUUAUCACUGGAGGAGCUGGCACAGGCAAGUCCCACCUGAUAAAAGCAAUCAAUUAUGAAGCAUCUCGUAUCUUGUCACAGCUAUCAGAAAACCCCGAUGACACGCAUGUCUUACUCACUGCUCCAACUGGUGUUGCUGCUUACAACAUUGAUGCUGCUACAAUACACAAUUGUUUUUCAAUUGGAAUAGAUGUCUCAUUACCAUAUCAACCACUUGCAGAAGAAAUUAAUACUUUGAGAGCCAAACUCAACAAGAUCCAAAUACUGAUUAUUGAUGAAAUUUCAAUGGUUGAUCAUAAACUUCUUACAUAUAUCCACGGACGGUUAAGACAGAUCAAACAAACAGGUCUAUUCCUCUUUGGUAAAGUGUCUAUCAUUGCAGUAGGAGACCUAUAUCAAUUGCCACCAGUCAAAGGAAAACCCUUGUAUACACAACCAAGUGGUGUUAACUUAUGGCAAAAUCAUUUUGCUGUAACAGAACUCACAGAAAUAGUCAGACAGAAAGACACACAUUUUGCACAGUUGCUAAAUCUUAAGACACACAAGAAAAAGCAACCACUGCAACAAAAAGAUAUCAACAUGCUGAAAAGUCGUGAGACAGGAGAAGGAGAAUUCAGUGAAGAUCUUCACAUUUAUGCAACAAACCAACAAGUUGACACUCAUAAUUUUCAGAUGUUGCACAAAAUGUGCCCUCAUACCACUUCCAUUGAAGCUCAUGAUUUUGACAGGGAUGCUAAAACUGGUCGCCUGAAAAGAAAAAUGACACACCAUCUCAAAGUUUACAAUACUUGUUUGGUAAAUACACUGCAUCUUGGCAUACAUGCACGUGUCAUGUUACUGAAAAACAUUGAUGUUUCAGAUGGACUUGCAAAUGGAGUCUUUGGAACAGUUUCUGACAUAUGUUACAAGGAUGAUGACACUUUCCCAUUGUUAGGAUACAGAAAGUUUGUGCUGUAGGAGACAGACAGAUUUGUGUAUUCCAAAACCUCACAUGCAUGUGAGAGUCCGCCAUUGUUUUACAAAGACAACCAAUAAGACACAGUGGUAGAAAUUGCAGCCUAUAGGGCAACUCUGUAUAACAAACAACCAAUCAGAGUUCAUGCUGUAUUCUGCGCACAAAUUUGAAUAUAUGUAAAUGUAACUGUAUAAACUCCACAAACUCUAACAGUUGAAUGGAACAUUUUUGUGUGAAUCCCUGUUGCUGGCUUUCUGUAUAAUAAAUGCUUCCUGAUUU
Anguilla anguilla (European eel) is the source of this 4513-nucleotide messenger RNA. RefSeq lists its product as uncharacterized. The record is from RefSeq and is a predicted model, not a curated record. Gene Ontology annotation, molecular function: DNA helicase activity. Gene Ontology annotation, biological process: telomere maintenance; DNA repair. Lineage: Eukaryota; Metazoa; Chordata; Actinopteri; Anguilliformes; Anguillidae.